CUGUUUGCUUGUCCCGAAGCAAACCUGACUCAAACCAAUGCAGCUCUUUAGACCUCUAUAGCAACAUGCAACCCCGAUAAUCAGCAAAGGAUUUUUAGAUCAUUUAGCAACUUACGAGUUCAACUGGUCUUCUAAGACGCUUAUAUCUCUCUCAAUGCGAGUACUAGACUCAAGCCAGGAUCAUGACAAUCAGUGGAACUAAGAAAACCAAUUCAUGGAUAAGGAGACUCACACCAUUCAACAACCAAUGACUCAUUCUAUCGGGUGCUCUUUCAUUUCAUUUCACUUGUUGGAACCCCUUCUUCUUACUAUUUGUUUCUCUUUUUUUUUUCUUUUUUUUUUACUUUGCUGUGUUCCAACUGCAGUUUGUAUGCGUAGUUUGCCAUUAUUGGGUGAGCAAGAGCAAUUUCUGUACAUCUGCCGCUUGCCAGAGUACUUCUUUUAACUCCUAUUCCUCACUUCGUGUGGAGGGUCAAUGAAAUUAAGGGGGGUCGGAAGCUCUAUCCGUGCCCUUAAAAACACAUCCUCAAGUAGGCAAACCGUUCAACGGGUGGAAAUUUUACUUGUACUAGAGACAACUUAGCUUCACCUUGUAAGCCUACCCCACCAAGGAUCACUAAAAUCUCUUCCAAAACCCGAUUUUGUGCAAUGAACGGUGCCAUACACGUUGGGCUUACCCCAUUUCUCAAGAUUUCAAAGUUUUUGACAUGGAGGACCAACUACCUUUUCAUUUAACAUAUGAGCACCCUUUUUCAAUACACGAGUACACAACUCAACAUAAGAGGAUUCAUCAAUACAACAUGAAUCAACGGUCCUAAAUCCACUAAUUCACAAAAUCAACCGGCACAACAGAGAGACAAAUAGGAAAAAUCUUAUACUUCAAUGGCUUUGAGGGAACGAUGUUACCGAGAUGAAAGACUGCCGAGGGACUGGAAAUGGACCAGUCAUCGGGGACAGACAAAACGAUGGAACAGUUCUGCAUGAGGGGAACAUGAAUAACACACUAGCACACUGUGCAUUAGGGAUCGGAGUCAGCCCAGAUGGGCACGUAACGAAAAAUCCACAAAAGAAAAACACACAAAAGACUCAGUUCAAGCUCCUCACACACAUGGAGCAAACAAGAAAAAUCGAAAGCACACAAACACACUCGAAUGGACGACGAGUACAGACUACUCGUCGCCGAGGUUGUUGAAGUCGAUGUCAUCCAUGAAAGCAUCGUCACUGGCUGGCGGGGGUGGUAGUGGGGAAUACUCCCAAGGAGUCCUCCAGACUGGCGGCUCGCCCGGUAUCAGUUGGAGCAGGUACUGCUGGACCUCCUGCAUACGACGAUCCCAACUAUUUUACCUCUCAAUGUGAGCAAGGGUGACCCUCUACUGGGCCUCCAUGCGGUCAAUGUGCUCAUCAUAUGCAGCCAUCCAGGUGUUAUACGCGGCAUGGUGGGCCAAGUACUGUUGCUGGAAUAGAAGAUGAUGCUCGAGGAGUUGCUGAUUCUGAAGAUUCAACUGCUGGAACUGGUGAGAGAAGUAGUCCUGGAAUGGAAACGUAGAGCUACCACCCCCAUGCUCAUAGGUGCUCUGGUAGGGGGCGGGGUGGUCGGCAGCAACGUCCACAUCCUCGGAGGUAGCAUCCUCAGGGACCGCGGUCUGAUCCUCCGCAGGGUGGUCGGGAAUGGGGGAAACAGGAAAGCCCUCAAUCCACUUGACACUGCGGGAGACCCUCAACAGGUGCAUCUUCGAGAACGUCUCUUCUCCGAAACACCAAGUGCCACCCUGCUUUGUGCAAUACUAAUAGAGGAUUUGGAAAUAGUCGGCCAGACGGGUGAUGAGUGGGGUGCAGUGGAGGGUCGCCAGAGUCUAAGCACUCUUGUCCAUAGUCCUCGCCACCACAGAUCCCAGGUGGAGAGCAUGGUUCUCAGUGCGUAUCGAGUGGAUGAAGUAGAGGGACCGCCUGGUCAGUGUGUUGGCACUUUUGCCAGCUAGAGUGAAGGACUUCGCGAGCAAGUGGUGGAGUAGGCAAUUCUCGAGCUGCAUAGUGCUAGCCUUCGUCCGCCCCGCAGUGAAGGGGUCCUGAGCGGGCUGAGCUAGCCGGGUGUACAAAGCCUUGAAGGACACACCGGCUGGGUUAGUGACCUUGGUGAACCAAAUCCGGCUCAAAUCGCCCCAAAACGAAGGGAUACGCCAAAAAGGAGGAUGGAAGAUGGGGUAUGGUGCUGGUUUGGUGAAAAACCGACCAAAAAUGGCCGGAAAAUUGCCAAGAGCGCAAAAAGUCGUGGUUCCGGCGAGGGGGAGAGUUUUUCGGCAAGUGAAUGUGAUUUUCUAGCCUCACACAGCCGCGAGUUUUCCGGCGAGUUUUCCAAUGCGCGCGGGUCGCCAUACGGGCAGACCCACACGACCGUGUGGGUGCGGUGUUUGCCCGUGUGAGGCCGAGAAUUCCACACGGCCGUGUGGGGGGGCCCUUUCUGCCCGUUUGGAAAUCCUAUGAGCUUCACACGGCCAAAGGUGAUUUCCACGCGGCCGUGCAUAAUUUAGGCAUGGCAGUGUGAAAUUCCAGAGCCCGGGAUUCGACCAGUUUUCGCGCAAAUGCGAUAUCCGAACCUUUGAAAGCACUUCAAGACUAAAAAACACAACAUUAA
Molecule: messenger RNA, 2632 nt
Organism: Linum trigynum
Lineage: Eukaryota; Viridiplantae; Streptophyta; Magnoliopsida; Malpighiales; Linaceae
Source: the annotation of a GenBank genome assembly